UUCAUUUCUUCUUAGAGACAGAGAGCCAGGUGCUUUCUCUGUCGCAAUGAGGUGUAAAGAAGUAGCGUUUGAAAGCCAUGCAAAGCGAAGAAUGGCCAAAGAUUCCUUACUCAAAACUCCAAUACGUGUCUAUCCAUCAACUCUCUCUCCUCCCUAUAAAUACCAGCGUCCUCUAUUCGCCACUUCACCUCAAACCAUUAGUAGUAGCCUCAAUUAAUCCUACACUCCAAAAUGGCUAAGCCUGUUUUGCUGAUCUCUCUUUCCGUUUGCCUGCUCGUCCUUUUCCAUGGCUGCCUAGCUCGCCCCACCGGGCAGUACCUGCGACAAAACGAGUGCCAGCUCGACAGGCUCGAAGCCCGAGAGCCCGACCACCGCGUCCAGUCCGAAGGCGGCCUGUUCGAGUCGUGGAACCCCAACCACGAGCAGUUCCAGUGCGCCGGCGUUGCCCUCCUCCGCCUCACCAUCCAGCCCAAUGGCCUUCACUUGCCUUCCUACACCAAUGCUCCUCAACUCGUCCACAUCAUUCGAGGAAGGGGUGUGGUGGGAACCUUGUUCCCUGGAUGUCCCGAGACUUUCGAAGAAUCUCAGCAAGGAACCAGCCGGAGAUCCCAAGAUCGCCACCAGAAGCUUCACCACAUCAGAGAGGGCGACGUACUCGCAUUACCCGCCGGAGUUGCUUACUGGUCCUACAACGACGGCGACUCACCUCUCGUUGUCGUUUCUCUAUUUGACGUCAGCAACCACGAUAACCAGCUCGACAGAUUUCCUAGAAGAUUUAACCUUGCCGGUAAUCCACAAGACGAGUUCCUUCAAAGCCGGAGGGAGGAACAAUAUAGAGAGGGAAGCCAUGAGCAGCGCCGACGUGAGGAGCAACAUCAAGAACAAGGCUCACGCGUCAACAACAUCUUCAGAGGAUUCAGCAUCGAGUUCAUACAGGAGGCUUUCAAAGUCGACUCCGAGACGGCCAGGAGGAUCCAGAGCCAAAACGACAAGAGGGGUUCCAUCAUCAAGCUUAAGGAAAGACUGGACUUGGUCCGACCAGGCAGGUCGAGGGAGGAGCAGGAGCAUGAGAUGCGCCAGGAAGAGCAGAGGCAAACAGAGAGGGAGCACGCCCGCCGACAGGGCGGAGGCGGCAGAUACAUGAACGGCGUGGAGGAGACUUUCUGCACCAUGAGGCUUCGUGAGAACAUCGGUGACCCUUCACGCGCCGACGUCUACAGCCCGCAGGCCGGUCGCCUCAGCAGCGUCAACAGCUACAAUCUCCCCAUCCUCAACUGGCUGCAGCUUAGCGCCGAGAGGGGUUUCCUCUACAGCAACGCCUUGUACUCACCACACUGGAACAUCAACGCCCACAGCGUGAUCUACGUCAUAAGAGGCAGCGCUAGGUGCCAGGUUGUUGAUGACUUCGGCCGGUCGGUGUUCGACGGCGAGCUCCGCCAGGGUCAGGCUUUGACGGUGCCGCAGAACUUCGCCAUCGUGAAGCAGGCCGAAAACGAGGGAUUCGAGUGGGUUUCCUUCAAGACAAACGACAGAGCCAAGGUGAACCAGCUCGCCGGCAGGACCUCGUACAUUCAGGCAUUGCCGGAGGACGUCAUCGCCAACGCAUACCAAAUAUCGAGAGAACAAGCAAGGAGGCUCAAGUAUAACAGACAAGAGGUCUCCAUGUUUAGGACUUCCGAAAGGAGCCCGGCUAUUGCUGCCUAAACAAUACGCCUUCUAUAAUUAUAUGUGUAUUAAGUGCUUCAUGAUGUACUAGGCACGUGUCGUCUUGGUUUUUAGUAGGGUACUUAAUUACGCCAGCGAGUAAGAAUAAUAGCUCUAUAAAGUGGCUACGUUAUUAUGAGGAGUACUU
Morus notabilis is the source of this 1852-nucleotide messenger RNA. Its product is annotated as legumin A. NCBI's taxonomy places the organism in Eukaryota, Viridiplantae, Streptophyta, Magnoliopsida, Rosales, Moraceae. Bases 232 to 1704 code for a protein of 490 amino acids. Gene Ontology annotation, molecular function: nutrient reservoir activity. The record is from RefSeq and is a predicted model, not a curated record. The transcript is spliced from 4 exons.